Molecule: messenger RNA, 1344 nt
Organism: Anguilla anguilla (European eel)
Lineage: Eukaryota; Metazoa; Chordata; Actinopteri; Anguilliformes; Anguillidae
Product: histone H3.3A
Exons: 4
Coding region: 159-569 (136 amino acids)
Cellular component (GO): nucleosome
Molecular function (GO): structural constituent of chromatin; DNA binding; protein heterodimerization activity
Source: RefSeq, a predicted model, not a curated record
CCGAAAUUUGAAAAAUGAAGUUAAAUGACGUCAGGCAAAGCUAUAAAUUUUCAUUCUCUCGCUUGUAAAUAGAAUUUCGUAUAGCAGACGAAGGGUGAGUGGUUGCGGCGCUUGUUGGAACAUUGCCUAUUGACGAUAUAAUAAAAAUAAGGUGAAAAAUGGCACGUACUAAGCAGACCGCUCGUAAGUCUACUGGAGGAAAGGCGCCGAGAAAGCAGCUGGCCACCAAGGCUGCUAGGAAGAGCGCACCCUCUACCGGUGGCGUGAAGAAGCCGCAUCGUUAUCGGCCUGGUACUGUGGCCUUGAGAGAGAUCAGACGUUAUCAGAAGUCAACCGAGCUUCUGAUUCGCAAGCUUCCAUUCCAGAGGUUGGUGAGGGAAAUUGCCCAGGACUUCAAGACUGACCUGCGUUUCCAGAGUGCGGCCAUUGGUGCUCUUCAGGAGGCCAGUGAGGCGUACCUGGUGGGGCUGUUUGAGGACACUAACCUGUGUGCGAUCCAUGCCAAAAGGGUGACCAUAAUGCCCAAAGAUAUCCAGCUGGCUCGCAGAAUAAGAGGAGAGAGAGCCUAGAUUGCUUUUCAGCUGCUCUGUAAUUAAGCUGAAGAGGCAGGAACAGUCUGUCAUAUUUUACCACAUUUGUGGGUGUUUGAGUUUGUUUCCUUCCUGUUUUUGUAAUGUGUAUUUAAACAAAAAAAUCAAAUCAAAGUUAUAAUCAUUCCACAAACUUUACUACAGGCUGAGUUGCUUGAAUCCAGUCAUUGUAGACUGUAUGCUGGUGCUCAGUGAUAUGUUGUGUAUUUGGCUUUUUUUUUUUUCUUCUCUCCUUUCUUUCAUGUGGAGAAGUGGGUUUAUUAACUCUUACAGAGGAUAGCUUGAUGCUUCUCAAAUUACCUUUAAUUUAAAUGGUUUAAUAAAAAUGCAGGGAACUUCUUCACAUGCAAAGAAAAAACCCAUUAGGCUGUAUACUGUUAGCAUCAGAUGCCAUGGGUGGGAUAGUGGUUAUGUUGCAAAUGUAAUUAGCUUCUUUUUUUUUUCUCCUCCCUUCACUCCUUCCAGCCUCUGAGGGGCUUUGACUUUGCUGUGUCCCUCAUGCAAUAACCUCACUCUGAGCAGUUAACCAGCCCCCCCCCACACAGUGCAGUAUUCUCCAUGUGUUGUCUGGGUAUGGCUGGAUACUCAUGUCACUAAAUUGUCAUUCAGGAGCAGUGUGGACCCCUUGUAUAUUCUGGGCUGCUUUUUAUACAUUAUUUUUAUUUUUUUUCAAAUGUAAACCUUGGCAGCUACAAUACUAUUUAUGAAGUUUUGUCACAUUGUAGUCUUUCUAUUAAAGUACUUUUAAGAGUAA